Messenger RNA from Exserohilum turcica Et28A, 1755 nucleotides. RefSeq lists its product as uncharacterized. Gene Ontology annotation, molecular function: transmembrane transporter activity. The coding region runs from base 1 to 1755 and encodes 584 amino acids. The record is from RefSeq and is a predicted model, not a curated record. The transcript has 3 exons. Gene Ontology annotation, biological process: transmembrane transport. NCBI's taxonomy places the organism in Eukaryota, Fungi, Ascomycota, Dothideomycetes, Pleosporales, Pleosporaceae. Gene Ontology annotation, cellular component: membrane.
AUGGCCGACAACCAAGCAUACGAGCUCUCCGAAGCUCACGCUUCCCAAACCCCUGCCAGCGCCAUGCCCACCGACAGACUCCAAGACGUGCACGCUGUCGAUCAGAGGGUGCACACCAGAACGCUUUUGAAGCUCGACUGUCUGCUGCUCCCCUUUCUGGCCCUUUUGUUCCUGUUCAAUGCCCUUGACAAGUCCAACAUUGGAAAUGCAGAGUCGGCGCACUUUACAGAAGACGUUGGCAUCGGCAAGGACGCGCUCAACACCGCCGUAGCCCUCUUCUUUGCCUUCUUCGUCGGCCUACAGCCACUCGGUGCCGCCUUGGGAAGGAGAUAUGGCAUGGUAGGCUGGGUGCCUACCUGUAUGCUGCUGUGGGGAGUGUGUACCGCUCUUGACGCGUGGGUGCGGCACGCGUGGCAGCUGUACACGCUGCGCAUCCUCAUCGGCUGUCUCGAAGCCGGCUUCUAUCCCGUCACCGUCACCUAUCUGUCGCUCUUCUACACGCGCUUCGAGUUCGGGCGACGGCUAUCCUUUUUCUAUGGCCAGGCAGCCGUGGGCGGCGCCCUCGGAGGUCUGAUUAGCUACCUCGUAUUCUCGCACUUCCAAGCCGACCGCCCAGACACAAAAACAGCGUGGAGGCCAUGGCAGGUGCUUUUCCUCUUGGAAGGCUGCAUCACGGUUGCCGUCGCUUUUGCCGGCUACUUUUGGCUACCGCAUAACGCAGAGACGGCCUGGUUCCUUGCACCCAAGGAGCGCCAGUACGCCUCUACGCGCGUUGUUCAGGACAGAGACAGGCAAAACACGCCAGACGAAACUCAGAAAGAUGACCAGAAUCCCGAGGGCGCGUACGACGACGAAUCCCGCGGCCUCUUGCAGCCAUCGACGCGCCCGAGUGUGGCGGGUGUCACAGCAUCACAGCUUAUCGACGACCGUGGGCUUACGCCUCAAGAUGUAUUAUCUGCCGUCUUCAACACUAAAAUCUGGCACAUCCUAAUAUGCAACAUUCUCUCCGCCGUGCCCGUCUAUGCCUUUUCUGUUUUCCUUCCUCUUGUCCUAGCACCCCUGACAAAAGACGCAAAUCCCGCACUGGUCAAUCUGCUCACUACGCCGCCUCAUCUUUGCGGAGCCAUCACCCUGUACGUGUUUGCUACCUACAGUGACAAGCAUCGUAUACGGCUCAAGCCCAUCCUCAUCGGCCUUUUCAUCAUGGUUGUCGGACUGGUCAUUGUGGUCCUGUUACCCGCGUCGUGGGCAAUACCUCGCUAUCUUGCGCUCAACGUUCUUCUUUCGGGUACUUAUGUAGCGUCUCCGCUCACUGUAGCCUGGAUAUCUGGCAACACACCUUCACCCGGCAAGCGCGCCCUGCUUCUUGGUAUCAAUGGGUGGGGAAACCUGGCGGGCGUCAUAUCAGCUGCCCUCUUUAAACCAAAGUACGCUGAAGAUGGCUACAUUAUACCGUUCUGGUGGACGCUGCUGUGUGUGAUAUGCUCCGUCAUAGGAUACCUGCUGUUCUUCCGACGAUUGAAAAUGGAAAAUGAGAUGCGCGCCAAGAUGCUGCUGAAUUGGAGCGAAGAUGACAUUGAAGCAGAGAGGCUCGAAGGCAAAGGGCCACUGCCGCCGCAGUACCCGUGGCUCAAAAGAGCUAUCACUGCAACAAAAUGGGCCAGCCAACUAGAUUGGCUGACUGCUUGGCUCGAGGAAGCUGCAGGAUCUGGCAGACAGGGAGAUGAUAGAAUUACCUUUGUGUAUGGUUUAUGA